Empidonax traillii (willow flycatcher) is the source of this 2705-nucleotide messenger RNA. RefSeq names its product C-X9-C motif containing 2 (gene CMC2). The transcript is spliced from 4 exons. Bases 276 to 503 code for a protein of 75 amino acids. The record is from RefSeq and is a predicted model, not a curated record. Gene Ontology annotation, cellular component: mitochondrion. NCBI's taxonomy places the organism in Eukaryota, Metazoa, Chordata, Aves, Passeriformes, Tyrannidae.
UUCCCCACCGCCUGACCUUGGGAGGUCCGCGUUCUGGGACGCUCCGCUCGCUGCGCGUCUCCCCGCGGGGCUCAGGGAGGGCUCUGGAAGGGCGGCUGUGAGGGGACCGCGGGUCUCGCCGCUGUGGGUGCUGUCAGCUGCUGUCCCUGUGUCUAUGUGUGUGUCCCGCCGCUGGGUGAAGGCCUGCCGGGAGCAGUGAGGAGCUGCGGACAGCGCGGGUGGAAAUUUUCUCGGGUUCUUGUCCCCUGUGCUACUGAAAUCAUCCCUAACUAAAGAUGCAUCCAGACCUGUCUCCUCAUCUGCACACUGAAGAGUGUAACCUAAUUAUCAGUCUGCUCAAGAAGUGUCACAAGGAGCACAACAUCUUGAAAUUUUUUGGCCAUUGCAACGACAUCGACCGUGAGAUGCGGAAAUGCUUAAGGAAAGAGUAUGAAGAAAACAGGGCCAUGAACCGGGUGAAGCGACAGAGGGUCAUUAAUGCUCACAGGAGCCCCGAGAAGUGAGCGGGGCUGGGGCUGCAGCUGCAGCUCCACACGGACACUCACUUGGAAUUUGACUGAACACUGCCUGAUCUAUCACCAGUGGUUUGGGCAAGGGUGAAAAAAUAAAUGCACCUACUGCACACUCAUUCUCAGCAAGGCAGCCAGUGUGGAAAUAAAUAAAUAGAUCGCUCACAACUUAAUUUUUGACCUCUAAAAGGGAACUAUCGUGGCAAGUCUUUGUUCUGGCGUAGUUUUAUGAUUGGUAAGUAAUGAGGAGUUGGGGUGUGUGGAGUGCUGUGUAUUCAAGGCUACUAUAUUCCCCAAUUUGUGCUGAAUUGCAUUUGUUUCCUCGUGCUUAGCAGUUUCUCCCUCAUUUCUCUGGGUUCUGUGUGGGGUUUUUUGUUUGUUUUUCAUUGCAAAGCGCUGAAUGACUUUCUCCAUCGCUCUUUGUAGCGUCGUGAAAGCAGCUCUCACAUGGAUUAGGAAAAGGAAAUUUUAAACAGAUGUGGCUAGAAAUUGGAAAUUUCCUAUCCAGGAAUAAUUGGGAGUUCUAGUAUUUUUAUUGGAGCUAAAAGGAUGCAACUACUGUCUUCAGCUGAGGAGAUUAAAACCCCUCCCUGCCAACCGUGUGAACAGUGUCGGCUGUUGUAAGACAAUUUGUUCAUCGUACCCAAAGCAAGCGGCUUUAGAGUCUCCCAGUGGAACAUUUCCAGGGAUUUACAAAGCUUCCCCUUGGUUUUUGUGGAGCACAGUCAAUGUGUGCUGAGUGAUUUUUUUUUUUGAAGAGGAGCACUGCCAAAAAUACAAGCUAAGCAGCUCUUCCAUGUUCCCCGGUACAAAGGUGAAGUUAUGACUGUUGCAGUUGGAGAAAGGAAGUGUAAUUUGCCUUUCAGGUGGGCAAGAAAACUCGUGUUGUGUUCCCAAGUUGCCUCUUAAGCUGUUUAUUUGCCAUCAGAUUGCAGAGUCCUCGAGAAGUCACCGAAUUCAGAUGAUUUCCUAUCAAAGCAUCCACUGGUUUGCCCUGUGAUGGAGCUGCUGUUUCUCUGUGUCUGCUGCAUUCACCUCACUUUUAAAUAGUGCCUCUGUUCUGCCAAGCAACAAAAGACUGUUUUGAAAAGAUUAAUUUUAUUCAGCCAAAUAUACAAAGUGUCUUGAAACUUUUUGAAAGAAGGGUACCUAUUCUACAGUGAGCUGGAUGGUUUGUUGUAAGAACCAUUGCUGAUAGUCUUGAAUUUGGUACAUUGGAUGAUGUUUUGGAAGUUUUGGAAGAAAACUGUAUUUUGUGCUCUAUUUUGAAAGGUGAAUUAUGUAUUGUACUUAUUUUUCAACACCUGGAUGGACCCAGUUAAAUUGGUAAAACAUAACCACAACUGUUUACAGUGAAAGUUCCAAGAAAAGCUGCAGCAAUUGUUUUUGCAUCUUCAUGUGCUUUUUGCUUUCUUAGAGCAAGUAAAUGAUGCACUGUUGAGUUAAUACUUGAAUGGUUGGAAGUGCUUUAUUGGUAUUUUUCAGAGUAUUUUCAAAGAGUACUUUAUAGAGACCCCCCAUUUGGGAGCUCAGCAUCCCUGAUUCUUCCAUUUGAAAUGACAGCCUACUUCAGGCAAGCUCUUAAACAGGAUUUGUAGUCUUUAAGUAAAUAAAUAAACUGAGAAUUGUUCCAGAGAUUAGGUUGAGAAGCUGACAUCUGAGUGCAGAAGCACUGAAGCUUUUGUUUCUUUCAUCAGCUUCUGUGAGCCCCGAUCUUUCACACAGCAACAAAACAAAAAUCCAAGAGCCACUUAACACAGCUCAUUAGUCAGAAUCAUGUUUUCAGAGAUCAAUGUGCUUAGUGAAUGAAAGACCAAAUGGAACACACAAUUUCUAUUGAUACUUUGAACUACAUUCAGCAAUAAUUCUAUUUUACAGAUAAGCUUUGUUUACUUAGUGAAAGUCUGAUCUUGUUCAUCCUUCUGUUUCUCUUUGCUAAUUGCCCACUAGUGGUGUGAGAUGAGAGUGCCCAUUGACUGCUCUGGGUUUUGUUCCUUUUGUUUGAGAGAGUUUAUGUUGCCAAUUUGAUCUUGAAGUGGAGAAACACUGGUGCAAUAAUACUUAUGAUUUCACUGACAGAGAAAGGGGAAAGGGUGAAAUGGUAAAUGUGUUUUUUUUUCUUGUUUUCUAAAGUGAGCUGAGUGGUGAGAGGGGAUGCCUUGGGUGAAAUAAACUUUAUCUCUAAGGACUUGGAAG